Oryza sativa Japonica Group (Japanese rice) is the source of this 640-nucleotide messenger RNA. The record is from RefSeq and is a predicted model, not a curated record. Lineage: Eukaryota; Viridiplantae; Streptophyta; Magnoliopsida; Poales; Poaceae.
AGCAUGUAACCGAUAAACACUAAGGAGCUGUUUGGUUGGGCUGUUUUCGGCCCGUAUCAGAUACCAGCGUGAAUUGAUUCCCUUACAUCUGUUUGUUUUAGAUGGACCGUAAUCGGUUAGCCCGCAAACGAAUCCCAGCCCAAUACAAAGUUGAUUACGCUCCAGAUCGGGCGUUACGCGUUACCGAUACGGAGGCGGAGCGGAGCGAACGUGACCUAGCCUUGAGCGCCGCCACCUUGCAGCGCACCGUCGCUGGCGCCGCUCCCCCUGCCCGGCGUGCGUCGUCGACACCGCUGCCCCCUGCCCCGACGCCGCUGCCCCUCCCCUCGCACGCUCCAUGACCGCCCGGAGAUUGCCCGCCUCGACAAGGCCGACAACCCACUGCUCUGCUACCUUCAGUCCCUCCUCCAUCUCCCUCGAGUUCCACAUCCCUGACGACUGGAUCUGCGAGAAGGACGAGGCUGUUGAGCAUCAAGAAGGCAUGGCAGAGAUCUUGAGGCACACGAAGAAGGCACCAGCCACCAAGGAGGUUCUUCUGUCGUUUCCGCCGUCGCCGGAAAAAUCUGGAAUAGUAGUUGAUGGUUCUUUCAUAUUUGUUUUCGAGUGUAGGUGAUAUAUUAUUUUGCAGAGUGUGAGAUUG